Molecule: messenger RNA, 867 nt
Organism: Neoarthrinium moseri
Lineage: Eukaryota; Fungi; Ascomycota; Sordariomycetes; Amphisphaeriales; Apiosporaceae
Exons: 2
Coding region: 1-867 (288 amino acids)
Source: RefSeq, a predicted model, not a curated record
AUGAAGUUCAUUACUUUGCUCGCUGGUAUGGCUAUGGCCGUCCCCGUUGUCUGGGCCGAACAGGCAGCAGCCGCCGGCAACGGUGUGGCCGUGGUAGGCCAGCAGGCAGAAGAGGCGGCCAAGUUGAACGGAGCCGAGAACGCUGUGGCUGAGGGCGAGCAGAAGAAAGAAGAGGAGGCCAACCAGCAGUUAAAUGGGGCCGAGAACGCAGAAGCUCAGCUCGAUGAACAGCAGAAGAAGGAAGAAGAAGCCAACCAGGAUGAGGCCAACCAGGAGGAGAACGCAGACGCCGAGCAGAACAACGAGCAAAACAACGAGCAAAACAACGAGCAAAACAACGAGCAAAACAACGAGCAAAACAACGAGCAAAACAACGAGCAGAACAACGAGCAGAACAAUGAAGAGGCCAACCAGAACGAGAACGAGAACGCAGCGGCUGAGGAGCUCGGCCAGCAAUUGGACAACUCGACUCUUGCUGUUAACGGAUCUGAUGUCGCCAACCAGCUUGGAAACGAGCUCGGCAACAUCAACCUUGACCCCAACAAUCUUGAGGGCAGCUUGGGCCAGAAUAUCGAGGAGCUAAUGCUCAACAUGGGCAUCUGCAACUUCGACAGCAGCAUCCUCUCCGGUCUCGGCGUCGGCCAGGAGGUGCAGCUCUUGCUCCAACUCCAGCAGCUGGCUCAGCUUCAGGCUCUCGGUCUCGUCAACUCGGUAUCCGUUCAGCAGUUGCUCCAGCAGGAGUUCCUCCUCGGAAAUUUCGGCCUCAACAUCUUCAGGCGCAAGAUCAACGAGGUCGUCAGAAAGAGUGCUGGCCGCAAGCGAAGCUACACUUUCGGCAAGCGACAGUGUGCUGCUGGCUCUGCUUAA